Molecule: messenger RNA, 3572 nt
Organism: Pomacea canaliculata
Lineage: Eukaryota; Metazoa; Mollusca; Gastropoda; Architaenioglossa; Ampullariidae
Product: neurofascin-like
Exons: 12
Coding region: 421-2373 (650 amino acids)
Source: RefSeq, a predicted model, not a curated record
GUCUUUGCCAUCGUUUGAAGAAUUACACCAGAACAUGAAGAGGAGUGUGACCAAUUUGGAAAUGCACUGGUGGACAGUGCAGGAUCAAAGGUCUUGCUGCGAGAAACGAGCUGAUGAUGGAUGAGCUUGGCACGGCGCUGGCAGACCCGCGAAACGAAGUAGAAUCGGAAACUAAGCGUCUGUCUGAUUGGCUCUUUGAGAACAAUUAAUUUUAAUAAGUUAUUUUUGUUGCUAUCAACUCCAUUAUAUUUGAAGACUCGGCACGUAGUGUCUUUCAGAGACAGCGCUGUUGUUAUCAGCUUUGCACGCAGUUCUUGUUAACUACCUAAGAAUUAAUACAGAGGCAGCAGACUGACAAGGCUGACAAGAACAAGAGAGGUGAGGUGAUAACUGAAGACCGACGGUCAAAGAAAGUGAGGAAUGGCCUGGACAGUUUCACCCGGACUUCAGCUCUUGUUUACUGUGCUGGUCACACUAACACUGUCAAGUGCUGAAGAAAUGCGAGUUCCCCCAUCUAUUGUGUCACCAGUAGAGCGACAGCAGCUACUUUACUCAGAAAAUGAUUGGGUGGAAGUGAAGUGUAGUGCCACUGGACAACCAGCUCCUACAUACAAGUGGACGUGGAACGGGAAUGACAUACUCAAUUACUAUAUCACAUUCAGUGCAACAACAGGAAUCCUGACAAUUGACAGUCUCACUACUAGAGAAGAAGGCUUGUUUGUGUGUUAUGCCAAGACAACCUUUUCUAAUGGGAUGACAGCCACUGCUGUUUCUGCAACAGUAGAAAUCCGAGUAGCCCGUGUAGAAGACUUUGUAAAAAGACCAGUUGAGUCAUACUCUGGUACUGAAGGAAACUAUGUAACCAUUCCUUGUGACAAAAAUCUUCCUAAGUAUUAUGGAGCCAUCACUUUCAAGUGGUACACAGUUCUAGGUUCAAGAAAUGACGAGAUUUUUCCAGAUGAACGCAAGUUCAUUGAUCAAGGAGGAAAUCUGCACUUCUCAUACGUACUCAAGUCAGAUGAGAUGGCUGCAAGUACCCCAUACAAGUGUGCAAUCGCCAAUAAAAAGGCUAAUAACAUCAGACUUGGCAACGAGAACAGCCUGACUGUCACAAGCACUGGACCUAUUCCAAACUCUGCUCCAAGGCUUCAGUACAACACCUCUGGCUCAUUCCUAACUGUGGAAGUUGGGAAGAACGCCACACUAGAGUGUGUCUUCAGUGGAUACAUCACAAGCAACAUCCCAUCAGAGACAGUACCCAGAGUCACGUGGUAUGAUCAGGAUGGACGAGUCAUCACACAAGGAGGUCGCUAUGAUAUUACCUCAAAUGGCCGAACUCUUACAAUCAUGAAUGUGACAGAAGAUGAUGAGAAAACCUACCUCUGCAGAGGAACCAAUUCACUGGGUUCUGAUGAAGGAAGCCUGGCUCUCAAUGUCACAUCUCUUCCUAUCUGGGUACAUCGUCUGGAGUCAACGACAGUUGUAGAGUGGACAGAUGCAGUGCUUUCCUGUGUCACCCGGUCUGCGAAAGGUGAACAGAGUCCUAGUCAGCCAAAGUGGUCCCGGAAUACAGAUCAGAUGGGCUCCACCUAUGAUCCCAACAAGUUCCAGUUCAAUGCUGACAAGACCACACUGACAGUCAAGUCUGUUAACAAGGAUACAGACAUCUCUUGUUACCAGUGCACUGUGGCUAACAGUGUUGGCGUGGUUCAUGAUGAUGGCUGUGUCAAUGUUAUUAAACCAAUUGAGAUCAAAGUGAGACCACUAGCUCAACAGUCAGUCAAUAAGGGAGAUGAAGUGGACCUGACUGUAGUGGCCUCCACAGACCCACUCUUCGCACCUGAGAUGACUUACUCCUGGAUCUUCAAAAAUGUGACUUACACUGAUGACAGAGUUCCACCUCACGUGUCCUAUGACUCUGUCAACAACCGGGCUUACAUCAACACCUCGGGGCUCACCGAUGAGGAGUUCAAAAGCAUUGGUGGUCUUUACCGCAGGGUUAUCUCCCAUCCAGUGGAGACGGUUUAUGUUGAUGUCAGUGUUGAGGCAGAACAUGUACCUGUAGCGCCGAUUGAGAUCAGAGUGAGACCAGCAGCUCAACAGACGGUGAAGAAGGGAGAUGUGGUGGACCUGACUGUAGUGGCCUCCACAGACCCACUCUAUGCUCCUAAUAUGACUGACUCCUGGAUCUUCAAAAAUGUGAACAACACUGAUGACAAGGCUCCACCAUAUGUGACCUAUGACCUUGUCACCAAACGGGCUUACAUCUACACAUCUGCACUCAGUAAUGAGUUCAAAGAAAUGGCUGGCAUCUACCGCAGGGUUAUCUCCCAUCCUUUGGAGUCUGUUAGUGUUGAUGUUAAUGUUGAUUGAUAUCCAAGUGUUAAGAACAGGUUAAUUUCAACAUGUUAAAUAUGUCACAAUGGGAAAAGUAACAGAGUUGCAAUAUGAAAAUUAAAUAAAUUAUUUUAGUCAUCACAUGCAAAUACACACUCUUGUGUGUAUACUGAGUAUGCAAUCCUGCUUUUUAAUUGACUGUCUUGAGUCAAAAUGGUGAUGGCCCGCACACACCAUGGCCUGAGAGAAGCUGGCUCCUUUUACUAUGUAAUGAUAAUCAAUGUUCUUGCCAUGAUAAAUUAAAAGGACUUUUUUGGUUGCAAAACUUUAGCCUGAGAUGCAUAUAAAGAGUAAGAGGGGGGGGGGCAUUUCAGUGUCUCCACAUACAGAGGAUAUUAAAAUAGCCUUUACAUCCGACCAGACCUCUGUUGGAAGUAACAGUGUAGAAAGUAAGCUGUCAGUACUUGUAACAAUCACACUAUAUUACUUUAUUUGUUAUUAUUGUAAAUAACCAAUAAGUAUUAAAACUUUCUCUUCACCCUGUCUUAAAACAAAGAUGUAUAUAUAUUAUAUAUACACACACAUAUAAAGACUUGGUGAUUAUCUAUUCUUCUCUAGAAGAUGUGAAACAAUAACCAGUCUAAUCUGAAAUAAUCUGCCCACUACAUGGGAAGAAAUUAAUAUUCUGUACUUUUCUAGAAUUUUUUUCUUUCAAAUGUUUCAUUUUGCUGUAUAAUAUGUGCAUUAUUCCAAACAUAUCAAGAAUCAUUCACACUAUUUUACUACACAAUUUCAUCAUGUUUAUAGAUUUUGCAUCAGCAAUACUACAUUUUAUAAAUGUUAGCACUGUACUUAACACUAAAUACAUAUACAACCAGUUUUUGUAAGAUUCAGUCCUUGUGAAUCAUUAGAAAGGUCUUUAGUGAUCAGUUCAAAGUUAUCAAACUUCUAUGAGUUUGAUUUGGAAGUUUUUUCAUAUUAUUGUUUCCCGGUAGACGUGGGAGCUGGUCCUUUCUUAGAAAAUCCGAGUAGAACUUACAGUUCUAUGACAGUUUUAUUAACAUAAGUGUAUUCAUAAAUGCUAAAGAAUGAACAGAUGCUGCAGAAAAGUAAAACUGUGAUGAUGACUCAGUCUUUGCCCUUAUUCAGCUUAUUAUGAACUGUUCAUCAAACUUCACUACAUUACCAAGAAAAGCAGAAUCAUGUCUCUUAUUUAUAUUAAAUGCAUAUUAAAA